Polychytrium aggregatum is the source of this 1026-nucleotide messenger RNA. RefSeq lists its product as uncharacterized. Lineage: Eukaryota; Fungi; Chytridiomycota; Chytridiomycetes; Polychytriales. The record is from RefSeq and is a predicted model, not a curated record. The transcript has a single exon. The coding region runs from base 8 to 841 and encodes 277 amino acids.
GUCGACAAUGAUCUUGCUGCCCGUACACAUCGCUUGGGCCAGAGCCGGCGGACCGAUGGGUUCCCGGGCUGUAUUUUCUUCUCGAGCGUGGCCCCGUCUGCAGGGGUUGCCAAGGUUUUUCCACGCAUCUCCCAGCAACCUGGAGCACGCUGGAUCCAAAAAGACUCUCUACCAUGUUCUGGGAAUCCCCCCGUCGGCCUCUCGGAAGGAAGUCAAGGCCAAGUUCUUCGAGCUCUCCAAGCUGUACCAUCCCGAUCGCAACCCCGAGGAUGACGAGGCCCACAAAAAGUUCCUUGAAAUCAAUGAAGCGCAUUCCAUACUUUCCAACGAGCAAAAGCGGGCCGAGUAUGACCGAUCGCUCGACUAUGAAGAGGCAAUUUCAAGCACGUAUCGACAGAGCUCGACUGGAACAGGCCCACGUCGAUCAACAUAUCGCCGGCGCGAGCAAAUGCGACCGGAGGACUGGAUCAUAUUCAGAAACGACCGAGCACAUCAGCGAUAUCAGGCGAAUCCCUACAACUUUACCGAGCACCAGUCACAACACUACGAAGGUAGCGCCAGCCCAAGCGGCCCAACAAGCAAUCAGCACCCCCGCUCGGAGGAGUACUACCGGGGGCUCAAUCAGGCGCGCAAGCUGCAGUUUCGGCUCAUGACGAAUGUGGGAAUGAUCACUUUUGCAGUGUUUUUCUUGUUCCACAUGGGAUAUUUCCACAUGAUCUUCAUGGAUUCCUCAGAUCAGGAUAGUGGGGAAAUAUCGGGUCAAACGGGUCUGGACAUUAUCCGAGCCAACCACGCUAUGGGAUCGUCGCAUCAAGGACCGGUGGACCACGAACACGCAUAGGUACGGUCAAGGCAUGGGCACUCUAUUCACCAAGCAAACAGGACAGUUCCUUCCUGGCUUCAGAUGUCUGAAUCCCGCUGACUGACUGUAGGCCCCAGUGAGCAGGCCGCGAGAUUGUUUCCAGUCCUGGUUGGCAAUCUCUUUGUUUUUGGUUGGUUUGGGAAGCAUGGUCAUGAAUACACGAC